Messenger RNA from Solanum lycopersicum (tomato), 1587 nucleotides. Lineage: Eukaryota; Viridiplantae; Streptophyta; Magnoliopsida; Solanales; Solanaceae. The record is from RefSeq and is a predicted model, not a curated record.
AAACCUUAAUAUAAUAUAAUAUAAGUGUAUUUAUGAAAUUUCAAAUAUAAGAAGGUACUUAUGCAUUAUCUCUUUUCUUAUCAUAAAAGUAAGUGAUCAAACAAAUUAUGUUAAUUUCUUUUGUAACUUUGUGUAUUCUAUUUCCACACCAAAUUGCCCUUGAAACCAUAAAUAAGACAUUCCCAUUUCCGUCCCCUCCCUCGGGAAAUCCCCCUUCAUAAGUCACAUCUUUUCUAUUUGUUGAAUCUUCAAAUCCUCACUGCUCGCCUCUCCCUAAUUUUGUUGCUAUUUUUCCAGAUUUGUUUCACUUGUUUACUCCAACGAGAAUCUCAUUCCUCCAUUCAUCUUAAACAACAAUCUUCAGAUUCUCUCUCUGAUAGAAUACCUAAAAUUAAUUUCUCCGUGAAUUUUACUUUGACAUUUCCGUCUCAGAGAAGAGUAAAAAUGAAUGUGAAUUCAAUUUCGGGGUUGAAAUUUGUUCUGUUCAUAUUCUGGCCAUGGCUGGUUAACUCGAAAGGAGAACAGAAUCGCCUACUGGUCAACAUGACUCUGGUUCAAAACGCUACUGCUUUAGGAGCAUAUUGCUUGGAUGGAAGUUUACCGGCGUAUCACCUGCACCGUGGAUUUGGAGCUGGAGUAGACAACUGGCUUUUGCAAUUUGAGGGUGGUGGGUGGUGCAAUGAUAUCAAAUCAUGCUUGGAUAGAUCCAAAUCAACUCAUGGAUCAACUCGUUAUAUGAACAAAUGGGAAGUAUUCUCUGGUAUCCUCAGCAACAAUGCCUCUUUUAAUCCCGGUAAUUCACAAACCUAUUCUUAACUCGGUCCCAUAAUAAAACUAAUCAGUUAAUAUCUCAUAUGAUUACUAUAUUAGAAAAUAAGAUACUGCUAGUGUGACAAAAUCCAUGUUCCCUCACAUUUGAUGUUGUCUCUUUUCACGUGAUCAAUAUUUUGAAGUAAAGUUAUGAAUAGUAAUUAUCCUAUACUCUAUUUGAGUUUGAUUAGUGAAGAGUACUGUUUUUAUAGAAAAAAUUACGGGAAUAAAUGUCAAUUAUGUACAUGCUAAAACAUGAAAAAGUAUAGGCUAGUGGGUGCACCGACAGCCAGUUGGAAUUUGGAGGAUAGUAACAACUAACAACAAAGCCUAUGGGCUAGUUUUUCUAAUUAAUACUAUGAUUUAUGUAUUUUUUUAAUAUUGAUAUUAUUGAUGUUCAAAUUAACUUGAUUAUAUUCGAUAUUUGUGUAUUUAUAUCAAUAAAGUUGAAUCUUACUUUUUAUUAUACUUGAGACUCAAACAAAAUUAUAUUCGUUUUUAUAUAUCUUUUAGAUAUUUUUAAAGAAUAAAUCUAAGUGGAAAUUGUGAUUUCUGAUGCAACAUGAUUUGUACAGUUUUGGGCCUUUGCCUUGCAUUUCCAUCGAAAGCCUAGUACAAUUGGUCCCCCAGUGGCCAUUUAAGAGUCGUACUAUUUUUUCUGCUUUUCUUCUUCGGUGCUUAUGAUCGAUUUUGAGCUAACUAGACUGUUUCCAACCUUAAACGAUAAAAAUUGACUAUGGAACCUCUCAAUCUGCGCUUGUACCUAUACCAAAUUCG